Molecule: messenger RNA, 4540 nt
Organism: Gadus morhua (Atlantic cod)
Lineage: Eukaryota; Metazoa; Chordata; Actinopteri; Gadiformes; Gadidae
Exons: 16
Coding region: 1201-2727 (508 amino acids)
Source: RefSeq, a predicted model, not a curated record
AGAGAGAGAGAGAGAGAGAGAGAGAGACUCAUUCACCGCGUCUCUCCCCUCUGAUCGUGAAUACGAGUUUCUAGUUGUUACGUUAAUCUCACCCCACCCUGGAACGCUUAUUUUGUUGCGUCUACAGACUAGACCCCUCGGUCAUCCGUCGACGGACGGAGGUAGUGUGAAUGCGCCCUGGCCUGAAUACGCGCGGACCAUGGACCUCUAAAGACCGUUUGGAAUGCGCCCGGACCGUUUUGAGUACACCAUCCGGGUCCUUUCAGUGCACUGCUUUCCCCCCGAUCGUAAUUGGAACGCCCUAAUCAAACUAAGUAUACUCCUUUAUAGUCAACCCCCACCACACGUUAUCAUCGUCAUUUUGAAUACCCAAAGGCACUUUUAAGAGCCACGUCCAUCUGUCUGCCUUUCUGUCUGGCUGUCUGUCUAUCUAUCUGCCUGUUUGGCUGUCUAACUGUCUGUCUGCCUAUCUGUCUGUCUGUCUGUCUGUCUGUCUGUCUGUCUGGGUCAGUCUGUUUGUGUUGCAAUGGCCAUGAGACAUACCAUUGACCGCCAGCAUCCCAGCUACAAAGAGGGGAAACGUAAAUUGCUUGAAAGUAAACAAGACCACCUAUAGCUGAAGCUGAGAGAGCCGUUGAGGAGAGGAAACGUGCGCGUUCUGGUGGAGGACCUCCAUGUGGCUCCACUAGUGACGGUGCAAGACGAGGCAAGCCGAGGGGGAGGCGUGGAGGGCGACGCGGAGGGCGACGCAAAGCCUCAGCCACAGUCACGUUCCCCCCAGCUGAGUGCUCCCCGUCAUCCCAUGAGGACGUUCCGCUUACUGUACCUUCAGCGCAACUGAAUCCUCAAGAGGCAUUUGAAAAGUUUGUGGAGAGGCUUUCAUCUCUAAAUGCCUCUGGUCCUUCUGCCAAGCCUCAAAGAAGCUCUGCAUCUUCAUGGACUUUUCGGCAGCAGAAAGCCUCAGAGCGCUGGACAGAAGCACGACCAAACCACCUACAAGGCCUCAUUGAAAAGGAGGCUGUUGGUCAUCCCUUGUGUUGCCUCUGCCCCAAGCCGGCUGUUAUUAGGUGCAGAGAGUGUCUCCCUGAAGAGUGGUUCUGUGGGGACUGCGAUGUACUGCAUCACAAAAAACAGCCACUCCACAACAGGGAAUGUCUGAUACGUGGGUUCUUUGAACCCAUUCCUCCAACCACACGCGUCAUGAAAGGGGAGGAUGGAUAUUUCACUCAGGAGCAAGGACGUUAUGACUUGCAUCAGCCACUGUAUGUAUGUCAGACGUGCCAGCAGCAGAGGACCCCUGACAUGAAGCACUUCCUUCAGAGUGGAUAUUGGCCAGCCUCUCUCAAUACUUCCACGUUGUACACGUUGGACCUCUUGAGCUCCUUUCAGGAACUGAAAGUAAUCUCUCCGGGAUUCUCCAGACAGGCCUUCGCAAAGCUCCUGGAGCAUCGCACCAAGUGUGGAGGACGAUCUGGACAUAUCAAAGGUGACACCCUGCAGCGCAGCUUCUUGGAGUUUUCAUAUGCUUCGUUUGAGAAGGACCAACUCUGCUGUGGUGCUGUUCUCACCUGCCCAGCCUGCACACCAGAAAUGUUGGCUGUUUCAGUAGAUGGAAACAGAAAGUUAUAUCGCUUUCGCCGAAAUGGAAGUUCUGGUGACCAUGCCUUUUUUGAAGGUUUAUUUGUGGCUGAAGACAGUGCAGUGUCUGGAUUUGUGGACAUGAUCCAGAAAGCUGUGAAAAAGACACAGGGAAGAGGCACGUGUGGGGACUCCCAAUGGACAGCAGCACGGGAGACAUCAAGAAGGGCAUCCAAAUUGGAUGAAGAGGGCAUGGAGGUUGCUGUGUGUCGCCAUGGUUUCCUUCUUAAAGCCCUUAAUAUGUACAGGGGAGAAAUAUUUGCCUACCCCAUGUACCUUCAAAAGGAGCUGAUGCCAGCCAAGGCACAAUUCUUUGCCAUGGAUGUGGCUUGCAAAUACUGGCCAUACCUGGAGAAAGUUGCCAGUGUCCUUCCUGCUCUCCAGGAGCUGACCACCAUGAAACCUUUCCUCAGCGUCAUGCAUGCUCGAGCUCAUGCUACCAAGUGUGAGAUUAAAUGGAGUGGUAGGAACCAGGAAGGAGCAGGGACAACCGCCGGUGAAGAGGUGGAACAAGUUAACAGCUACCUCUCUCGUUGUGCCCUUACGACAAAAUAUAUGUCGAAAGCAGCCCGGUUGGACAUGCUCACAUUGCAUGCAGUGUUGUGGAACCAGAAGAAAGGGGAUUCCUUACACCAGGCACUUUCCACAAGAUAUGUGAAGGCAAUGCUAGCAGAGCUAAAAACCCAGCUACAUCUCUCAGAUGAAAUGGUGUCACAGUGGAUCUCAGAUGUGAUGGAAUGGGCAGCUGGUGAGACACGAGAUGCAUCUGACAACCUGCAAGGCACCACACACACAGGGCUUCAGCGGUCCAUUGAGGGGCUCUACCUCAGUGUGAGGCAGCGGAAGCUAAAUCUGUACCGUCAGAAUGACAGCAACAAGCUUCGCCACCGGCUUCGGAGGAAGCUGGCAGAAGAGAAAAAGCUCCUUUUUCAGGAGAUACAAAAGCACAACAAGCUUGACUCUGCAGCCAACAUCGAUGCAGCUGUGGUGGAGCACUCCCUGAGUGGAGAGAGCACUGUGUCCCCAAUAUGGCCUUGGGAGGUUCAUGACAGCGGUAUCAAACAUUGGAACCAAGAAACGGCUUCAUGACCAAGUCAUGACAACAAAGCGACUGCAGGAGGAAAAAAACAUUCUGGUGAUGGAGAUGGCACAAGAAAGCACUAAUGUGAUAAAACAUGCAUUCGGGCGUCUUAUAUUAUUUCACACGCAUAGAUAUUAACUUGGCACUAUGGGGGAGGGAACCAAGGAAGGCAGGCUUUCCUAUGAUUGGCCGUUCUGAAGCCCGAUAUUCGAUUGACAGCCCUCCUCAGCCCGAAUUCAGCCAAGGGUUUCUUACUUGAAGGGACCUUCGCCCAGACGUGAUUGUCUUCUGAGUUUCAGCCAUUGACUACAAUACAGAAUGAAUGAGAGGAGGGCUGAGGAAGGCUCUCAAUCAAAUAUCGUGCUUCAGAAACAGCCAAUCACAGGAAAGCACGCCCUGCCUUGAUUCCCUCCCACAUAGUGCCAAAAUUUAAUUUGAGCGAGAGAGCAUAACAUCAUUCGCGAGAGGCUGUUUUGUAUGACCAAAGUUAUUCCCCCCUCUCGCUUGCAACGAGGUAAUGCUCUCGAGGAUCUUUUUUCCUGGCUCGGGGAGCUGCGCUCUGAGUGCGGACGUGCGCACAGAUAAUUUGGGCGCUCGCAGUUAACAUCUACGUGUAUGAAAUAAUAUAAUACGCCCGAAUGCAUGUUUUAUCCCAUUAGUGCUUUAUGGCACUAAUGUGUCGCCGUACUCAACCGCUUAUCCUGGCAACUUCACACCUGACACUGCACCCUUGGGUCUUCUGCAAUACACCCACCAAGUGUAAAAUAAAUCAGAUGAACACUACUAACUGCUUCCUGUCAACUGACAGCAGUCAGCUGACCGUCAUUACAUCGCUGUAGCACGUGAACAUUCAUUGGUGCCAUACUUGACAGCUCUCCACACAGUUACAUAGCAUUGUGGUGAAUGUUCAGACCACUGUUUCAUCUCUCCCCUUCCAGCGUCACAGAAUAUCAAUCUUGGUGAUGGAGGCACUAGCAUUUUGGUGUGUUAUUUAGUUAAUGUGUGUAAAAGAUGACUUCCUCAAAUGUCUUGUUUUGUUCGGAAUUCAAAGAUAUUCAGUUGACAGAAUAUAUAGAAGUAUUAAGAAACCAGAAAAUAUUACAUUCGAGAAUCUGGAAUCUGAUCAUUUUGAAUUUUUUUAUUUUUCAAAAAAUGAAAAAGUGAUUAAUCGUUCAUCCAAACAGUUGGUUAUUAAUUAAAAUCAAAUAGUUGUAUGUCAUGUAAAAUGUAAAUCAAGGAGAACGACCAUUUUGAUUGAUAGGGUGGCGUGACUAAGUAUGUAUACAUAUAAUAUGUAUGUAAUAUGCAUUAGACUGUAUGUAACAAAGAGACAGUUGUAUAGUUAAUAUAGGUACGUACAGUAUAACUGGAUUACAUGUUCUGUUGUCAGUGCUUAUGUAAAGCUUACCCUACAGUCCAUUUUUAAGAAAUACAGCCCAAAUUGUUUGUGUGUUGGACAGAUCCAUUUGGUGCAUUUUCUCCAGUAUUGUUGCAAAAGAUGAAUACAUUAUUGCCAAAAAUGACCAUUUUUUGUUUUACUUUUCCCUCAUGUUUAGAAACAUCAUGUGACAGUUUUGUGUUUUAUAAAAAAAGAUAGCCUAUCAAGAGAAAAUAUGGGAAACAAACAUAAAUAAUGCAUAAUUAAUUAUAUUUUGAAUUGAGUUAAAUUUAACAUCACAUACAUUAUUAUUUAUGUGGAUUACAUCAAUUAACUGAUCUCCUUGUGAUAUAUUUCACCCAAAUCAUCUAUAUGCAGUAUAAUGUAGCCUAUGUUUUACUUGUAGAUUUUUGAUUCAGUAAAGAUUCAUUUUCCUAAACUUA